Molecule: messenger RNA, 1563 nt
Organism: Strongyloides ratti
Lineage: Eukaryota; Metazoa; Nematoda; Chromadorea; Rhabditida; Strongyloididae
Product: Neuropeptides capa receptor
Exons: 2
Coding region: 1-1563 (520 amino acids)
Biological process (GO): neuropeptide signaling pathway
Cellular component (GO): plasma membrane
Molecular function (GO): neuropeptide receptor activity
Source: RefSeq, a predicted model, not a curated record
AUGUGUUCCCGUAUGCCAGAUGUCAAAUUACUGGUAAGGAGUCAACAAUUUAUGAAUGACUUCAGGUUAGCUGGAAUGGAUGGACAUUAUGUUAUUAAUAGUACAGGUCAUAAUGUAUCUGCUUACUCACUUGGUAUAGAGGAACUAGAAAAAUAUUGUUAUGAUGAGAAGGUUGCUAAUUUUGCUCAUUUACUUAAAAUUGCUGCUAAUACACUUGGUUCUAGUCAAAAUUGUAUUGAGAAUGUUGAUCAAGAAUUAUCUAAAUCUACAAUAUUUUAUAUACAAAUAACUUUAUCUUUUAUUUUUUUAGCCGUAUGUAUUAUUGGAUCAAUUGGUAAUCUUUUAACUGUUCUAGUUAUCAAUAAAACUAAAUCACUUCAUAAUCAAACAAAUUAUUUUUUAGCAAGUUUGGCUUGUUCUGACUUUUUACUUAUUCUUGUUGGAGUACCAUUUGAUUUAAUAAGUAUAUGGCAUCCAAGAAGACAUUUAAAUAUUAGUUAUUAUUGUGAAAUAACAAGUACCUCAAUAUCAUUAUUUACAUUUGCUAGUAUAUUAGUUAUUGUCUCAUUAACAGUAGAAAGAUUUCUCGCAAUAUGUUAUCCAUUUAGUUUAAGGUCUAUAUUUGAUAAAAGAAUGGCAUUAAAUGUUAUAUAUGGUACAUGGAUUAUUGCUUUAAUACCUUCUAUUUAUAUUGGAAUGCAAUUUAAAAUAGUUAGUAAAGAUUUUUGUGGUUUUAAUAGAGAAAUUGAAUUUUUUACAGACUAUAAUGUACAAAGGUUAGAAAAUGAGACAAAUACUACAUUACAUGAUGAUGGAAUUUCAAAGUAUAGAGAAAAUAUAUUUGGAACUUGUGAUUUUGUAAGAAAUGAUAAUAGUAUUAUUAAUAAAUAUACAUUUGAAAUAAUGCUAGUUGUAACAUUUGUUAUUCCAGUUCUUUUUAUUGUUUAUUGUUAUGUACGAAUCCUUCAAACACUCUCUAACAUUUCAUCAUAUCACGUUCCAAUUUCAGCUAAAACAAGUAUUAUUAGUAAUGGAAAUUUCAAUGAAUCCAAUGGUCCUAAAUUUAAUCAAUCUAAUCAAGUGGUUAGUAACAAAAAUUUAGACCAAAUACCAAUAAAUAAUGGAAGAAAAAAUAUUAUGACUCAAAAAGAUUCAACAGUAACAGUUUCUACUCAAUUAUUAACUAUACACUCUGGAACAGAUAGAAUCCUUUCUAAUCAACGUGCACAAAAAGUUGUCAUGAAAAUGCUUAUAACAGUAACUGCCGUUUUUUUCUUAUGUUAUCUUCCUUAUCAUAUAGAACGAUUAAUUGUUAUUCAUGGAAAAGAUUUUUGUGAUAAUAGUAUUUGGUGUCGUUUAUUAUAUCCAAUAACAGGACUCCUUCAAUAUGUCAGUGCCAUGCUAAAUCCAUUCAUCUAUAACUUGAUGAGUGUUAGAUUUAGAAAUGGUUUCAGAACAAUUGUCAGAAAUAUAUUUGGUCGUGUUAAAGGAAAACAAUUUAAAAAAAAAAGUUGUACUGGGGAUGAAUUAAAAGGUCAGAAACGGAAAAAACUCGAUAUUUAA